AUGCCCUUCGACUUCAAAAAGUACGACCAGAAAUGUGCUGCACUCACCGCAGAAGAGCUCCAACGUGAGUGGCAGCACUACACCCGACUCAUCACCGGCGCUGCCACAUCUACCACUGUCUCCGGCCUCGCAAUCCCGCUCACAGCAGGUGUCUCGACAAUCGGCGUUGCCCUCGCCGCCCCUGCGAUCCAUAACGCUCGGAAGAAGCGAGACAUUAUCGAGAGACACCUCAACAGGCUCGACACAACACAUCAGACCAGGAAACGAGACGUGCUGGGUGGUGUGGCUGUCAGUGGAACGAUCGGUGUUGUCACUCUGGGCGUGGGCACAUUGGGCGCUGAUGCCAUCGCCGCUCACGGUGCAGAGCAUGGCAUCUCUGCCAUCGUCGAAAACGAAACAGCCAUCAAGGUUGUUUCCCAUGUCGCCUUGGACGGCGUGGGCCUGGGUAUCGAGCAUGCACACACCAAUCAUCUAAGGAAGCGAGAUGCAAGGAAGGCCUUCGAGAAAGCUGGGGUAUUCCAAGCCGUCAAUGAGGCAAAGGCCGCUGAAGCUGGAUAUUCCAUCCAGCCUUACAACCCUCAAGGUGCCGCGGCGGAGAGCAGCGCCAGCCUCCCCUACUACGCUCCACCUCCUCCCUAUUCGUAUGACUCUGGCCCAUCUCAAGUUGGAAUUCCAGAGAACUAUGCAGUCUCUACCAUGAACCCCGAUCCCUACUACGGGCUAGAUUCCAAGGCACCCAUGCCGCCGUACUACCAAUCAGAACCGAGCCAAGAGUUGUAUGCUGGAACUCAAACAGCAGAAGAUUUCGCGCCACCAAGCAUGCCUCCACCGACCGUUUCUAGUACAUAUGAUCUGAACGCCAUGGGGGCAGCUCUCCCAACCGUGGGAGCAGCUGUGCCCGUUUCCUACGCCUUGGGCUAUCAAUCUAACCAGGGGUAUGAUGCAUCGCGUUCCGCCUCAUUUGGAGUCCCAGGAGCCUAUGUACAAGCACCUUUACAGCCUUCGGAUUUCUCAGAGCUGGCUGUUGGGGCUCCGACACAUCCACCAGUUUCGGCAACUCCAGCUGUCGUCAUUGCAAGUUCUGCUAGUUCCAGCAUCAUCACUUCACCACCGGUAUUAGUCGGUACCUCUGUCAUCUCCUCACUGCCUCCUAUUGUAAAAUCAGCGGACGGUAAUGAUUCUCAAACACAACAGCCACCUGAUGAAUUCAUGUAUCCCCCACCAGCAGCACCGCCGCCAGGACAUGCAAACCCAGCACAGCCAUCAUCUACAUCCCUACCUAUCACGACACCUGGCUUCGGCCAAGUCUUGGCCAGCACCCAGACGGAACCACAAACUCCGUAUCAGGCUGCUCGAGGAACCUUGAUAGGCUACUCGUUACAUACUGUCGAGCAGCCCUCACUCCCACCUCUGAGUGCUCAGGGAACCAAUGCAGCGAGUUUAGCAGACCACCACACAGGAUAUUCUGUUCAACCAAAUCAUGCCCUGACUGCCAGGCAAUCCGUUCUCACCUGGCACUCGGAUCAGUCCAAUCCGCUCCAAAAGAAGUACAGGGACUGUCAGGCUUUCAUCGCCCUACGCCGGCUCAACCUGGCUCGUUGCAACGUCAUCUCACUACUCCGGUUGCCCCUAAACCUCUGA
Messenger RNA from Clonostachys solani, 1641 nucleotides. Lineage: Eukaryota; Fungi; Ascomycota; Sordariomycetes; Hypocreales; Bionectriaceae. The record is from the annotation of a GenBank genome assembly.